This is a messenger RNA of Cylicocyclus nassatus, 909 nucleotides long. The record is from the annotation of a GenBank genome assembly. NCBI's taxonomy places the organism in Eukaryota, Metazoa, Nematoda, Chromadorea, Rhabditida, Strongylidae.
AUGCUUCUUUUCCUGGCGCUUCCCGUAUUUGUUUUUGCUGCGGAUGAAGUGGGGAUGAAAUCCUCAGUUGUCCACCUUCUGCAAAACUUUCCGGAUCUCCAAAGUACGCUAGCGGCUCUACCAAAGGAAUGCACCAAAAAUGGAAAAACAUACAAGGAGGGAGAAGAGUUCAGUAUCGGAAACCUGCGAUAUAAAUGCCAGCCGCAUGGCGUUUAUACGAUUGAAGGAUGCGUCACGGAUCAUAAAGAAAAUUUGAAGAUUGGAGAAGUUGUCGUCAAAAACAACACCAAAUCACAGUGCUUAGGCGCUGGAAGUCAAGUGUUUUAUAGAGAGACUAUUUGCGGUAUUUUGGGUAUGCCAGAAUGUGAUAAAGUAGGCCCACCUAAGCGCUAUGAGGAGGCGUUGAAAAAGGCUUCAGAAAACACUGGGAAAACCAAAGAAAUCUCAAUGCCUGGCCUUCCACCAGGCUGGAAGGUCGUCGAUCAAACUCGACAACCUAUUCCUGGCACAAACAAAGGAGUACUGUCUCAUACGCUCGUAUUCGAACCACAGGCGACAGGCGGCUCAAGUAGAGUCCGUCGACAAACUGGAAGAGGAGUUCCUAUCCUUGUUGCUGAGGUGGAUGUUGGAACUGAUAAGCCACCCAUGCCCUUGAGUGUGGCUAUGGGUGGUAGAAAGAUCACCAAUGCUACUAAAGAGUCUACAACGCCCACAACAGAAUCUAAGAAAGAUCCGAAAUUUUUGUAUACACAAGAUGUAAGACAGACGUUGAAUAUCAAGAAUAAGAACAAUGAAAACGCGGGAAGAGAGAGAAAAGAUGUCAACAGCAGGAUACCACAUAAAUGGGAUGUCAAAGGAACUGUUAUACCUGAACCGGUCGUUCCUUCAUCACGUCCUGGAGGACACUGA